Hydra vulgaris (swiftwater hydra) is the source of this 1409-nucleotide messenger RNA. RefSeq names its product mitochondrial import inner membrane translocase subunit TIM50. Gene Ontology annotation, biological process: protein import into mitochondrial matrix. Gene Ontology annotation, cellular component: TIM23 mitochondrial import inner membrane translocase complex. The record is from RefSeq and is a predicted model, not a curated record. Lineage: Eukaryota; Metazoa; Cnidaria; Hydrozoa; Anthoathecata; Hydridae.
AAUCGGACGUAAUAGUAGUAUGUACAUUAAAAAUGGCGUCUAUAACGUGUGUUAAGUACAUCGCCCAAUUUAGUUGCAAAUGUAACCAACUGGGAGUAAAAAGAAUGCAUAUAUUAAGUAAAUUAAAAAAUUUUUCUAAGUUAAGGCCGGUAGAUAAUAAGGUUUUACUUUUCAAGAAACCACUAUUAGCUAAUUAUUAUGUCAAGAAAAAAGAAAAAAAUCAAGGGCCUUCAGCAAAAUUCUGGUUUACUCUUGGUGGAGUUGUUUGCGGAAUAUGCAUUUCAGCUGUAGCUAUUUUAGGAAAAGCAGAAGAUGGACAAAAGGACUUAUACAAAAAUGUUAAUCCAAUCAUGGCACAUAUAUAUCGACUUCGUGACCGCUUACAUGAAUACAAAGAGUCCUUUGCAGCACCUUCUUCAGAAGUUCUAUUACCUGAUCCUUUGCCUGAACCAUAUAUUCAACCAAAGUAUACAUUGGUGUUGGAGCUUACAGACAUUCUUGUUCACCCAGAAUAUGAUAGAAAAAGUGGAUGGAGGUUUAGAAAAAGGCCUGGAGUAAAACAGUUUUUGAGCUCACUUACAAUGCCUCUUUUUGAAAUUGUUAUUUAUACUCAUGAAAAUGGUUUUAGCUCUGCACCAGUUUGUGAGGGUUUAGAUCCAGAUGGAUACAUUAUGUACAAGUUGUUUCGCGAUGCAACAAGUUAUAUUAAUGGUACUCAUGUAAAAGAUCUUUCCAAACUUAAUCGUGACAUUACAAAAGUAAUUUUAAUCGAUUGUGACCCAAAUGCAAGUAGUUUACAGCCAAGAAACUCUUUAAUACUGAAGAAAUGGGAAGGAGAUCCUAAAGAUACAACAUUAUUGGAAUUGAUUCCUUUGCUUCAUACUAUUGCUAUGUCAAAUGUGGACGAUGUCAGACCUGUACUUGAUUUUUAUCGCAAUGAAGAUGAUGUAGUUGCAGCUUUUCGACGAAACCAAGAAAUUCUUCUAAAACAACAAGAGGAGUUUAACAACGCUCAUAAACAGCAGAAAAAAAUUAGUGGAAGUGGAUUAAUUGGAAGUUUUUUUGGACGGCGUUAAAUGGUGAUCUUUUGAUGGCAUUAAAUAUCCAACUUAAAUAUUCCAAUGUUUGCGAUAUAUUAUCAUAUUUCAAAGUUGUCUAAGCGAUAUUUAUUGAUGCUCGUAGACUAAAAUAAAUUGAAUCGAUCAUUAUACAAAUGCGAUGAAGAAAUUAUGAGGAUUAUUACCAACAAAGAUGACUGGCAAAAAUUCACUAAAUUUUUUUUAUGAAAUUAUUACAAUGGUUAUACAUUUGUAAGUAGAUUUUUGGCUAAAAACGUUUUAUUUGUUCUUGCAAGCAAAUGCGUGAUGUGUUUUUAUUCCGAGAUUAGAUAUUAUUAGAAGGCAAUUUAA